UUCCUUCUAGCAUGAAAGUUACUCGAGUCAGAGCUGAACGCGUCUCAAGAGAGAAACGUAUGAAAAGCGUAAACAAAGCCGUCAUUGACCGGCAGUGAGGGCAGAGACUGGUGACCCUCAGUGCAGUCAGAGGUGUAUUCCACUGUCACUGAUUAGGAAAGACGAGAAAUAUGUGUUCCUCCCACGUCCGAGAGAUUGCAGAUAAUUUCUGAAAAGGAAAUGAAAGAAUUGGUCUUCUCAUUUAUUAACCUGCGGCUUAUGCGCGCGUCUGGUUCCCCUCCGUCCUGACCGUCGACUGCAUUAAACUUUGUUCUCGUUUAGUUAUUCAGUUAUUCAUAUCGAAAGGAUAGUAAUAUGGAGGAACGUUUUCUUCCAAAUGUGUUGCGCUUCUACGGUGAAAACGGCUCUCUGUCCACGGGAAACCUGGAGAACUUUCUGCAGCUGAUGACCAUCCGCCGCGCGGCUUCCGUCGAUGACGAGCGCAAUCCUCUGAAGAACACUGAGUGUCCAUCAUUGACAGAGCUGCUGUCCGCCUUUGGGUUGGGUAAUGCUUCUGUGGUCAGUCUCAGUGAUCUGGAGAGGAUGUGUCCAGCUAUUCUCAAUCAGGUCCUUCUCCCUGCCUGUCCUUACACCUUCCCCUCAAACCUUAAUGAAUCCACGGCGUUACCGGAUCACAAAGUUUGGGGUUAUGGGUUCCUGGCUGUGACCGUGAUAAACUUGGCCGCUCUGGUGGGUUUAUUUCUGGUGCCUUUGACGAAAAAAUCAUAUUUUCCCAAAGUCUUGACGUACUUCAUUGGACUGGCCAUUGGGACACUGUUUUCAAACGCUGUACUGCAACUUAUCCCAGAGGCACUUGGCUUAGAUCCCAGAGAUGAUGACUAUGUGCUAAACGUAGUUGGGAUCUUUGGCGGGUUUUACAUUUUGUUCUUCACUGAACGAGUUUUAAAGAUGGUCCUGAAAGCAGAUCCAGAGCUCGGACACAGUCAUUUCCCUCCCCUGCAGUCAUCUGAUGUCACCAUCUCCACCUUCAGCAAUGACAUCAUCAUAAGCAACAUCAGCGGCGACAUCGUUACAAACAACACUAAUCAUGAAAUGAACCCUGUCAAUGAAAAGUCCAACAACCCAUGUGAGAGUCCACCUGUUGAACAGAAUGCUUGUGUUUUACUAGCUUGUCGCUGGCUUAAAGGGGAUGGCAUGUCGAAUAUAAAGACUGUGGCGUGGAUGAUCACUGUCAGUGAUGCCGUACAUAACUUCAUAGACGGUCUGGCCAUCGGAGCGUCCUUCACAGUCUCUCUACUCACCGGCUUCAGCACCUCUAUUGCCAUCUUCUGUGAAGAGUUCCCUCAUGAGCUGGGUGAUUUUGUGAUUCUGUUGAACUCGGGCAUGAGUGUUGGUCAGGCUGCGUGUUUUAACUUGCUGUCAGCGAUGUGCUGUUAUCUGGGUCUGGCGUUGGGGAUCCUGCUGGGCAGUAGUUUUGCCCCAAAUGCUAUCUUUGCCAUUGCUGGAGGAAUGUUCCUCUACAUCUCCCUCGCAGAUAUGUUCCCAGAGAUGAACAGUAUCAUGGCAGCACACACCAGAGGCUAUCGAGGAAGGGUCGUGUUCUUCCUGAUCCAAAAUGCUGGGCUGCUCACUGGAUUCACUAUAAUUCUGCUCAUUACCCUGUUUGCUGGCGAUAUCAAUCUGGGGUAGAAAGAAAGAAUCAGAUGAAAACAAAGUGAAAAACAAAGAACAAUUGUUUUCAGUGCCAGAAACCAAAACCUUGAGACGGACGCUGUUGGUUUUUCUGUUUGUAUAUUAGACUUGUACUGUGUGUUGGGAAAAAUGUGACACAAUCAUAUAGUCCUGGAAGACAUGAUUUUUGUAAUGUUUAAAGAGGUUUUUUUGUUGAUCGUCUGAUGUGAGCUGGCAACAAUACCCUGCUGUGUGUGGAGGAAUUCCUCCGUGGACAGACUAUCUGAGCGGCUUUUUAGUCCGAACGCCAGUGCUGAAGCACACAGUCUUUAACUGAAGGAUAUGAAGGUGAAGAUCAUUGAUGUGUGUCUUUUCGACAGCUUAUUUCAUUAGAGGGAAAAUCUGUGUAUUUAAACCUUGUUUCCAUCCAUGUGUAUGAGUUAGAACAGGAGUUAUAAUAUUGGGUCGAAAGGUUUCACUGUUAACAAAGUACAUAUUUUUUGUUUUUCAGCUAAUAUUUCAGUAUUUUUUGGUAUGUAUAUAUAUAUAUAUAUAUAUAUAUUUGGUAUGUAUAUAUAUUGUAACAUUUAUAAUGUAACAAAGAAAUCUAUUUCAAAUAAAUGCUGUUCUUUUCAACUUUCUAUUCAUCAAAGAAUCCUGAAAAAAAAAAUAUUGUACACAACAAAUGUUGAUCAUCAAAUCAUCAUAUUAGAAUGAUUUCUGAAGGAUCAUGUGACACUGAAGACUGGAGUAAUGAUGCUGAAUAAAUUACUUUGUAAAAUAUAUUCAAAUAGAAAAAAAGUUAUUUUUAAUUGUAAUAAUAAUUCACAAUAUAGGCCCUUUUCACAAUGAUGUCAGUUAACUUCCGCCUAUCCACAAAGCAGUGGAUCUGUUGUUCCGUCUUGCUUUAUAAAUGCUUUAAUAACUUUAAAUGCAAACUGUUUGUCAAGAAUUUACACAGUCGGGUUCUUUUGCUAACAUUAUUUAUUAUUUCCUUUCUGUAACUGCCUUGCUUAGGGUUUCCCAUGAGCAGAAACUUUAGCAAUGUUGUGUCUUUGAAUUGCUGUCAGACUUUUUUCACAAUGAUUGUGUCCACAUAAAUCUGUUAGCCUAUUUGGAAUAACAAGAAUAUUGUCUUUAAAAACAAAUCUUUAUUUUUAGAAAUUAGUAGGCUAUGAUAACGGUAUUGUUCUUGUAAGAUUUAUUUAUGAUAUGGACACCUGAGAAUAGCACAUCCACAUAUCCACAUAUACUCUGAAGAAUUAAUGGUGUGAAGAUUUUAGAUCAUUUUACAUCAUACCAGUUUAAACUGAACUGGUGCAAUAUAUUGAGAUUGUAUAAUUUGUAAGAAGUGUAUUGAAAAUACAAAACAGAAUGUGUUCAUUUAAUGUUAUUCCCUGGAGAAAUAAUUUGAAUUCAUUUAAUGCUGCUAUAACAAUGAGUACUGUUGUAAAUCCUCUGUAUAUAUCCUAGUCUUUUUCUGCAAUAAAGAGAUGAAUGAUGACAAUGGUUUUUUUUUUGGUAAAAAUGCCAUGUACAGCAGUCAGUUUUUACUACAUUAACAGUCUUCAUGUAGAAAUAAUAUGCAAUAAAAAUUGUUUAAUAUAAUAUGUC
Messenger RNA from Ctenopharyngodon idella (grass carp), 3285 nucleotides. RefSeq names its product solute carrier family 39 member 8 (gene slc39a8). Gene Ontology annotation, cellular component: membrane. Bases 355 to 1689 code for a protein of 444 amino acids. Gene Ontology annotation, biological process: zinc ion import across plasma membrane; intracellular zinc ion homeostasis. The transcript has 8 exons. The record is from RefSeq and is a predicted model, not a curated record. Gene Ontology annotation, molecular function: zinc ion transmembrane transporter activity. Lineage: Eukaryota; Metazoa; Chordata; Actinopteri; Cypriniformes; Xenocyprididae.